UUGGGUGGCCUCGAACUCACAGAGAUCCAUCUGCCUCUGCUUCCCUGGGGCUAAGAUUAAAGGUGUGUGCCAUUACUCCAGGCUGGAGGUUACUCUGGAAGUCUUAACCAGGACAACUGCAGUGAUUGUAAACAUGCAGACACUGAAUCACUGCUGUGCUACUGCCCCGUGCUUGGCCUUGUUGGUCCUGGCUCUGUGUAUAGCUCCCCUAUCACUGUAACGGAACUCCAGGAGCUGUGAAUGAAGACGUGGAGCCUCUGAAUAAAGCUGAUGCUUUCCAGAUAGACUUUUCAUUUCCUUCUAAUAGACACACAGCAUCUGCUUAGGACAGCUGAUUCUAAGCUUCUACACUGGUGAGUGUGAGCAUGGUGUGGCUGGUCCUGAGGGAAGUUGCUGUCUACGUUCAUUAGGUCACACAAAACUAUUUUCCAGACCACAUGUAUCAUCAUCUUUCCCUGGCCAUGAAUGACAGUUCCUGUGUCUCAGACUCUGAAUGAGUUUCUAGCCAAUCUGAUAAAAUGUGCAUGAACUCGUAUCAUCAUUCCACCACCCCUGGGACAGGCUGAACCUCCUGAAACCAUGAGCCAAGUUACAGGGCUGAAGCAGGAAGUUCAAAAGGUCAUGACCAGUCUUGGUUACAUAGUGAAGACUGUCUCAAGAGGAGACGGAUGGAAAAGGGGGAAAUACACCCCUGUGGAAAAAGUGUACAACCGUCUGGGCCACAGCAUGCCACGGGGCCUGGCUGCUCCCAUACUCCUGCUGAUUCUCCAUGGAGCCUGGAGCUGCGUGGACCUAACCUGCUACACUGACUACCUCUGGACCAUCACCUGCAUCCUGGAGUCACGGAGCCUCAGCCCCAGCAUACUCAGUCUCACCUGGCAAGAUGAAUACGAGGAACUUCAGGACAAGGAAACCUCCUGCAGCCUGCACAGGUCUGGCCACAACACCACGCAUACAUGGUACACGUGCCACAUGCGCUUGUCUCAAUUCAUGUCUGAUGAAGUUUUCAUUGUUAACAUGAUGGACCAGUCUGGCAACAACUCCCAAGAGUGUGGCAGCUUUGUCCUGGCCGAGAGCAUCAAGCCAGCUUCUCCCUUGAAUGUGACCGUGACCUUCUCAGGACGAUAUGAUAUCUCCUGGGACUCAGUUUAUGAAGAACCCUCCAACUACGUGCUGAGGGGCAAGCUACAGUAUGAGCUGCAGUAUCGGAACCUCAGAGACCCCUAUGCUGUGAGGCCGGUGACCAAGCUGAUCUCAGUGGACUCAAGAAACGUCUCUCUUCUCCCAGAAGAGUUCCACAAAGAUUCUAGCUACCAGCUGCAGGUGCGGGCAGCACCUCAGCCAGGCACUUCAUUCAGGGGGACCUGGAGCGAGUGGAGUGACCCUGUCAUUUUUCAGACCCAGGCUCAGGAGCCCGAGGCAGGCUGGGACCCUCACAUGCUGCUGCUCCCGGCUGUCUUGAUCCUUGUCCUGGUUUUCAUGGGUCUGAAGAUCCACCCACUUUGGAGGCUAUGGAAGAAGGUAUGGGCACCAGUGCCCACCCCUGAAAGUUUCUUCCAGCCCCUGUACAGGGAGCACAGCGGGAACUUCAAGAAAUGGGUUAAUACCCCUUUCACAGCCUCCAGUGUGGAGCUAGUGUCACAGAGUCCCUUAACAACAUCAGUCUUACAGCUGUCAUCAUAUCCAGCCAAGGGGAAGAAGUUCCCAGGGCUGCCGGGGCUGGAAGAACAGCCGGAGUGUGAUGGAGUGUCUGAGCCUGGUCACUGGUGCAUCAUCCCCUCGGCAGCUGGCCAAGGGGUUUCAGCCUACACUGAGGAGGGAGACCGGCCAUAUGGUCUGGUGUCCAUUGACACAGUGACUGUGGGGGAUGCAGAGGGCCUGUGUGUCUGGCCCUGUAGCUAUGAGGAUGAUGGCUAUCCAGCCGUGAACCUGGAUGUCGGCCAAGAGUCUGGCCCUAAUGCAGAGGAUCUGCUCCUGGUCACAGACCACGCUUUUCUAUCUUGCGGCUGUGUCUCAGGUAGUGGCCUCAGGCUAGGAGGCUCCCCAGGCAGCCUACUGGACAGGUUGAGGCUGCCAUUUGCCAAGGAAGAGGACUGGACAGCGGGCCCACUCUGGAGAACUGGGUCCCCAGGAGGGGGCCCUGAGAGUGAAGCAGGUUCACCCCCUGGUCUGGAUAUGGACACAUUUGACAGCGGCUUUGCAGGUUCAGACUGUGGCAGCCCUGUGGAGACUGAUGAAGGACCCCCUCGAAGCUAUCUUCGCCAGUGGGUGGUCAGGACCCCUCCACCUGUGGACAGUGGAGCCCAGAGCAGCUAGCAUACAGUAUCCAGCUGUAAUGAGAAGAUGUCAGGAACCUGUGAUCUCCUGGUAGGCCUCUGAGCCUGACAAUUACAGUGUGAAUGUGUAGAUGUGUGUAUGUGUGCACGUGCGUGUGUGUGUGCAUGUGUGCGUGAGUGUGCAUGUAUUUGUAUGUGUUUGUGUGUGUGUGUAUGUGUGUGCAUGUAUGCAUGUGUUUGUGUGUGCGUUUGAGCACAUCGAGGUUGAGGUCUGGUCUGUUGCUCUGCAUUGUAAUGCUAAAUUCUGCACCCAAAGUUCUUAGACCUAUGAGUGAAUUCUCGUGUUUGCAAACUUUUGUUGUGCAAACUUUUUUCCUUAAUUUAAAAUAUUGGUUAAAUAAAAUUAGCUACAGCCAA
This is a messenger RNA of Grammomys surdaster, 2693 nucleotides long. RefSeq names its product interleukin 21 receptor (gene Il21r). The transcript is spliced from 11 exons. Gene Ontology annotation, molecular function: cytokine receptor activity; protein binding. NCBI's taxonomy places the organism in Eukaryota, Metazoa, Chordata, Mammalia, Rodentia, Muridae. Gene Ontology annotation, biological process: cytokine-mediated signaling pathway; immunoglobulin mediated immune response. Bases 580 to 2316 code for a protein of 578 amino acids. Gene Ontology annotation, cellular component: external side of plasma membrane; membrane. The record is from RefSeq and is a predicted model, not a curated record.